AAACCUGUGGCUUUGAUUAUUGUUUCAGUUAUACAUCUUUUUUUUUCUCUCCCCAGGGCCGAUUACUGGAAAUCUCAGCCAAAAAAAUUCUGCGAUUACUGCAAGUGCUGGAUAGCAGACAACAGACCUAGCAUUGAGUUUCAUGAAAGAGGAAAGAAUCAUAAAGAAAAUGUGGCAAAAAGAAUUAGUGAGAUUAAGAAGAAAAGCUUGGAAAAAGCAAAAGAAGAAGAAAACAUGUCAAAAGAAUUUGCAGCAAUGGAGGAGGCUGCAAUGAAAGCCUAUCAAGAGGAUUUGAAAAGGCUUGGAAUUAAGCCAGAUGAUGUAGGUCCCAGCUCGACACAAAGUAAAACACAGAGUAACCCAGUGGAAACUAAAGCAAAGAAAGAAAAGAAAGAGAAGAAGGAAAAGAAGGAAAAGAAAGAAAAGAAAAAAAAGACACCUCAGGACCCCUCAAUGCCACCAAAAAUUGAAACGAAGGAGUGGGUGCAAGGAUUUUCUCCUGAAGGCUAUACAUAUUACUACAACACAAGAACAGGAGAAUCACAGUGGGAGAAACCUAAAGGAUUCAAAGGCAACUCUCAGAACUCACAAACGGCAGCAGAGUGGGUAGAAGGUGUCUCUGAAGAUGGUCAUACCUAUUACUAUAACACACAAACAGGAGUAUCCACAUGGGAGAAACCGGAUGGUUUUGUUUCAUCUUCAAAUGAGAAGAGUCAACGUGACAAGCAUUCUGAAGAGCUUGCUGAAACAGAUUCCAAAGCGUCUGAAUCAGACUCAGAAGACAGUGAAAAUGAAGCACAGAGUUCAGAAACAAAUUUCAAGAGGAAAGGAGAUAAUAGUGAAGAAUCAGAGGAAGGGAAAAAAUCUCCCAAAACUAAAAAGUUAAGUCCUUAUGGGAAAUGGCGAGAAGUUAAGUCAGAAGAAACUGUUGAUAAAGAGAAGAGUACCUCAGCUUCCCAGGAAAGCUCUAGUGACGCACCUAACAAGACCAACCCUUAUGGAAAAUGGAAAGCAAUCAAAGAAGAGGGAGAAGAAGAAGAAGAAGAAGAAGAACCAUGUGAAAAAGUGGACCUGGAGCUUCCUAGUACAGAGAGUGACAAUCUACCGCCUCCAGUGCUAGAGAUUCCAGAAGAUGCAACAGUGAUAUUUAAGGAGAAGACAGUCACCUCCCUUGGAGACCUGACAGAAGGGGUGCCAACAUUUAAAAAGAGGAAAUUUGAAAAUGGAAAAUCUAGAAACCUAAGACAAAGACUAAGUGAUCAGUAAUACUUAAAAAUCAUUUUAGAUUCUGUUUAAGCUAGAUUGAAUCAAAAGUUUAAUAUUUUAAACAGGCUUUUAUAAAGAAAAUGUUGGAUAGGAAUUAAGGAUUUAUAGGUAUUAAAACAUACGUGAGUUGUAAUAUUUUUUUAUUUUAUUUUGAUGUGAUUGAUUUUGGAAUGGAAGUCUGUGUUAUAUUACUUAUGCAAUAUUGUAAAUACAUUUAUUUUUUAUUUUAACCAUGCAAUCUAAGUUCAGUUUGCUCUGUGUGUGCUGUAACAUUGCAUAAUGUUUUUUACUCCCUUUCUAAGUUUGGGAGAGUAUCGUAAUACUUAAUCUGGCAAAAAUAAUGCAGACCUUUUAUUUUUACGGAGGAACUGGAUCAAUGGCAUGUACUAGAGACUAAAAUCAUCCCCCAAGAUUGUUUAUGUGGAGUAGUUUCCCAACUAAUGAGUAAAAAUAUUGUGCUUACUAACCUUUGGCUAAUUGCUUGGAAAAGAGUAGGUGGUGAGACUGCCAACAUUUCAAACAGAUCAUUUGAAAGCUGUUUUUAGAGGAGUUAGUCACAUCAGUGCCACUCAUUCCAAAUGACAUUCUGAAAAAUUAUUUGUGUACAUGCAUGAUAAAUGUAUUAAACCUCUGCAGAAGAUUGAAACCUGAUUAUUCUUAACUUUUAAUAACAGCACCAGAGCCACCCCUGUUGGAGUAGAUAUUUCCAUGGUGUCUUUCUGUUGUAUUUUGCUUUACUGCUGUCUCUACUUUAAUUUUUCUGUCUUUUUACACAACAAAUUUCCCUUUUUUGGUCCUGUUUUCUUUUUGUCUUUUUCCGUGUAAAAAAGCAAUUGCCUGAUAUUUUAAUGAAAAAAUACUCCAAAGACCUGACCCUGCUACAGCAUACAGCACCCUUUUUGAGGUUGAUGGGUUUUGGCUGUUGAUAAGAGGAGUGUAUUGAAUAGUUGUUGUGUUUGCUAAGCUGAGCAAAGCUAAGUGUAUUGAAGCUUCAUCUUCUCAGUAUCAUAGGAAAGAAAACCGAUAGAUGGAUAAGUAGAGCUGAUGGCUCUACUGUCCAAGAUGGCUUGGAUAUUUUCUGAAGGAUUGUAGAUUUAAUUUCUUCACUUGGUAGGAUUGGUCUGCAUUUAACAUCAUCAAGAUUCAUUGGCUGUGUAAGAAUACAGCUAUGCUCAUUACUUCUCAAGGUAUCAGACAGUGGACCAUAAAGGUUCAAAUCAUGAAUCCAUUAAAAAAUAUGUCUCUGUUCCUAAAGCUCACAGUGUUUUGUUUGGGAGAGUAUCAGUCAGAAACAGAGGGUGCAGUUAAGACAGUUGUCAGACUCCAACUACAGCAAAAUAGAGUUGGUAACUGCUGAUCUUGAGCUUCAUUGAGAAAACAACUAUUAAUCUGUCAGAUCAGCGGAGAAUGGAGUGCAAAACAGGGAAUUUGGUUUAUCAUGUAUUAGAAAGGAAGCUGAAGUCCUUUUUUCUAUUCUAUGAUACUUUCUCUGUGUGUGGAAGAGAAUUAAGUAUUGUAUUUAAUCCCAUGUAUUUCUUUGGCUUCAUCAGGCAGGGUUGUUGUAUUUCUUCCGAUGUUUGUUUUGAGAAAUGUGAAAGUUUCCCACCAUAGCUAGCGAGCCCUGGAUUGUCAUUUAGAGAUGCAGGAUGCAUGCUGGAUGCUCUCAGUCAUAGAUGCAGGAAUGUACAACGUACUCCACAUGAAAGACCUCAUAGGCAAGGCUAGAACAGAAAUGUUGUUUCUGCCAAGGAGAGGUUGUUGGGUUUCUUAGAAAACAGAUUUUUCAAGUUUUGUUCUUAUUUGAACACUACUCCAGCAGCUAGGAGCCUGCUCUAACUUGAAGCCUCCAUGUGUUUGUGAUCAGUUUACAUUAAUUUCCUCUUAAUUUACACAAGUUGCCCUUCAGCUCAGUGGCUUUUCUUCCUCUUGAAUCCAUUGCAUCUUUUCUCUUGGGAAUCGCAUAGAGCAUCCUUGUGUGACAGGACUUUCAGUGCUCCACCAGCACUUCUCUUCAUCCAUUCCAGCCUGAGUUUGCCUAGAUAGUAUGUUGAAGGAAGAUUAAGGCCACGCAUGAUGCCACUAGUAGUUCCUUAACAUACUGGAAGUAACUCUUGAUACAUCCCUAAACCACAUUUGCCUUUCACAUGACUGCAUCACGCUGUCUGCCAUGGGUGCCCUGUGAUUGACCAGUACAACUAGCUCCUUCUACUCCUGUGCCAUUGGCCACUGCUGAGUUGAACAGCUGAUCAUGCUUUGAUUUCAAGUAAAAUUUUUUCUUCUUAAAAAUUUGUUUUGUACUGCUGUACUCAUCCUGCUUCUGUUACUCCAAGCCUAAAGUAUAAAAAUUUCUUUAUGAUCUCUGUAAAAUGAUUUUAUGGUUUGUUAGUACAGUUUUAUACAGUAGUAUAGUUUUUUUGUAGGCUCCACUUUUAAUAUCCUCUGAGGAUGAUAUCUUUCCUCUUUUAGUGAGGUUCCCAAAAUAUUAGCAUCUUUCCUUAAAAAUGUUUUGUCACAUUGAAGUGGACAUAGGCAGUGAUUUAAGAUACCUGUAACUAAAUUGCUCAAGCAGAUGUUUAAAAACUUCUGAAAAUAAGUGUUCAAAACUUGUUUCCCUGAGGAGCUGCUGUUAGUUGUAAUACGAACCAAAGCUUUUCAUCACGUACUGUGUUAAAUAGACAAACCAAAACAUUAUGACAAAAGAUGAAAUGUUUUCUUUGUUCACUGCUAGUAAAAUUGGUGUAACUACCAUACACUUGCUUUUGCUGAUGUGACUUCCAAAGCCUGCAUUUCACAAAGAAAUACAGCUCUUCGCUCCCCACUCUGAAAGUGAGUUUGAGGAGAGACCAGUCUUUGUCCUUAAGUGUAAAUUAUAGUAAGGGCCGGUUGAGUCAGAUUUGAUAUAUCCAAAGCCACUGUUUAAUUUUGCACUGUGCUGUCAUUCAAUUUCCUUAUUGUGUAUCUAAACCAAAUAUUUCCUCUUCUGUACAAAAACACUGUCUUAUGUGAGAUUUAAGGCAGAUGCUGCUUUUCCAGGACAUCUGUUCUGCACAGAUCUCUCUCCCUUCUGUGCUAUCUCCCUGCAGAAUCUUCUGCCUUUGGAAUUUGCCAUAGGAAUCCUCUAGGUAUUACCACAGUUAUGCUCCUCAUCUGCUAAUCUUUCCUUGGGCUGCACUGGCUUUUGACAAAGGAAUGUUCCUUUUCUGUUUCAGAGGAACAGUGUUUUCAGAAGAGUGUUGUUUUCUGACUAAUUCGUUUUCUGUCAUGCAGUGUAUUUUUUUUAUCUGCUUGCCUGCUUUUAAUUGCAAGUUCCUUGAGGGAGGACUGUACCCCUGGCUUUAUAGGCCAUUGUAGACAUUAUUAGCAAUAUGAGAAGGAGAGUCGGAGACAAAGUGGGAGUCAUUGCAAUUUCUGAUGGGGUUUUGAGCAAGUUGGUUCCCUGCUCUGUACUUUUCUUUCCUUGCCUCAUCUUUCACCUGUCUUGUCUGUUUAGAAAGACAGCUUUGCAGUACAGGAUGCUUAUCUUUGGGGUUUGUGUUUUUACAGUAGGACCUGCCUGAAGUUAGUGAUGCUUUUAGAGGCAAACAUAUUGCAUAUACUAAAAAAGAAAAUUAUUUUGUUGGGCAUUUUUUAUGCCAGAGGCUGUGCAGAGAUGUGCUCAAUUUGACCCAGGUUAUAGAAUAAGUCCUGUUCCUAUUUAGGCUAAGUCAAAGUUUAACCCUUCACCCAGGAAUUUAUAGAUUGAAAUCCAGACUUUCCCAGCAAGGGUAAGGUUUGCUUUUUUGUUUGACUCUUGUAGACAAGAUCUGUGCUGCAGCAUCAUCUGAUACCAAUAUUCAGAUUUAUAAGGGGGGACAGCUGGUCAUGGAAUGGAUCUAAGUUAAAUUCACUAAUCUGUGCAUGUAUAAAAACAUUUAUCUUUUUUCCCCCUGAAAAGGAUGUUAUGUCAGUGCAAACUUUGGCAUCUCAGAAAGGGAGUAAAAAACUUAUUUCAUGCUGCUUGGUUUCCUUGAUUUGCUUUUUGAGUUGUGCCUCCCCUUUCUAGUACAGUACUUUUCUUAUUAUUGCUGUCUUCCUCAAACUGUCUUAUUCCAGUAUUCCUAUAUAUGCAAAUCUACCUAUCACCGCUGUGCCGCAUUUCUAGCAUCCACCUUCACCUUAUCCCCUGUUCUACUGAGAUCUUCAGAAAGCUUCACGUUGUCUUAUGUAGGCCACAGUGUCUCCAGAUCGCAGCUUAUGCCCUGAAGAAGUACAACCUUACCUAUUUUCAGACAACAGGCAAGCUAUUUCAAGACUGACUACAUGGGCUCUUUUGAUUUCCUUGAUAAUUUGUUUUCCUGAGACAGAUUUCAUUCCAUUCCUCCUACAGGGUUUGAAGCCCUUAUAUCUUUUCACUUGUUGGCACAAAAGCUGUGUGUAUACCUUCUGCUGUGGCAAUCCUUUGGUUCUGUUUUGUCAGCCAUCUCUUCAGUCUCUUGUAUCUACCUCUUAAGUCCUCUUACCUUCUACCUGCUAAAUUAUUUAACUUAGAAAUCAUGUAAGCCAUUUGUGUGAUUAACAGAUUUAGCUUUGUGAAAUGUGUUGGGAUAUAGCUUGAAUAAGAGUUGCUGCACAAACCAGAAGUGUUGCACAUAAUAAUCUGAAAAAUGCUGAAUUUGCCAAGAUGAUUCCCAGAGAGUGUCAGCAAAUGCAGGUUUGAUUUUUACCUGUAAAAGUAGAAAUAGCCUAUGUUAAAAAACAUAUGACAGCAUUAUAGAAACACCACGGGCUGAAGACAGUGGAUUUCAAUGGCUUGCUUAACUGCAGAUACAGUGAGGAAAGUGGGCUGAUUGAAAAGUGCUUGUUUUAAGUUUGUAAGUAUUGUCUGCAAGGUUAAACAGCUGGUUUCUCUUUAACAGCUUCUCAGUUGCAAUCACAAAAUAUUGCAAGCUCUUGAAGUGGAGUUCAUAUGAAAAUACCAAAUAAAGCUUUCAUUUGAACAAUC
This is a messenger RNA of Athene cunicularia (burrowing owl), 6247 nucleotides long. RefSeq names its product WW domain binding protein 4 (gene WBP4). The record is from RefSeq and is a predicted model, not a curated record. Gene Ontology annotation, molecular function: RNA binding; protein binding; zinc ion binding. Gene Ontology annotation, biological process: mRNA splicing, via spliceosome. The annotation marks the transcript as partial. NCBI's taxonomy places the organism in Eukaryota, Metazoa, Chordata, Aves, Strigiformes, Strigidae. Gene Ontology annotation, cellular component: precatalytic spliceosome; nucleus. The transcript has 9 exons.